This is a messenger RNA of Meloidogyne enterolobii, 518 nucleotides long. The record is from the annotation of a GenBank genome assembly. Lineage: Eukaryota; Metazoa; Nematoda; Chromadorea; Rhabditida; Meloidogynidae.
UAAUCCGUAAGCGAACUAUAUACAUAAAGAUUCAAUUCUUCCCAGUGAACCAAAGUUUUCAUUUCCCAUUUAAUUUUUAUUUAACAGAAUUUGUGGGCUAUCCAUAUGGUAAUUAUCAAAAAGUGGCUGAACUCAAGAAUAAAAUAAUCUCUGAUACGGAUAAACAAGACAUUGAAGACACUAACAAACAAUAUGCUAUCUUUUCGCAGUCAAUAGGAUAUGAAAAAUAUAUGGAGGAAACAAUUUUGAGAAAACAGAUUAACGAAUUCGCACUUAGAAUGGAUAUAAGACAAAAUAUAAUAGAUAUAGUCUUUAAGAGGAUUAAUGAACAUCAUUUUAAAUAUCAAAUAAAAGAGGAAGCAAAUGAUAAUAAGAAUGAAAUUACAACAAAUACAUCAACUCAACAUGGAUAUCUUAACUAUCAUACGGUUAUAGUUGACUUGAUCCCAAAAAUUUUAGCGAACCUUUUACCCUGCUGCUUGAGGCUCAACAUGCUAACUCCUGCCAUGUGUGGGUAG